Camellia sinensis is the source of this 678-nucleotide messenger RNA. The record is from RefSeq and is a predicted model, not a curated record. Lineage: Eukaryota; Viridiplantae; Streptophyta; Magnoliopsida; Ericales; Theaceae.
GAACUUUGAAUGCACCAGAUAUGAAUGAGACCAGCACACGAAAUGAAGUUGUUGAAUCUGCUCAAACUGAGGCUAAACUGAAGGAUGACCCCAAACAACACCGAGGUUCUCUAGAAACCACGGCAAAAACUAACAUUGGUGAUUGCAAAGGUGUGGCAAAUGUCUCACAGGAUGCAGUUCAGGCAGACAUAAAUGCUUCUGGUGAGGUAAACAUGGAGGCUUCCAUAUCAUCUGAUGACGUUAUACGGGCUGGUGGAUUUGGAGCUAGAGAUGACAUUGGUAGUUUUCUUCCAGUUGCAAGUGACUCCACUGACUUUGAAGCUUCUCUUCGUGAUGCUCGAGACUAUGAGGAUCCACAGGAAGAAAUAUGCAGACCAGGUCUUGGAUUUACAAAAGCUACAAAGUAAGAUUAAUUUUGUUUUUAAUGCCCCAUGGAGUUCUUGUGAUUCACUCUUGUAGCUGUAGCAUGUGCUGGCUUCUCAGAUUCUGUGUCAUGUUAAUAAUGUGUGGUUCAGAUUUAUUUCAAUUUGAAAAAUUUCGUCUCUCUGUUAGCAGUUAUUUGGUAUCUUAAUGGAAGAGAUGGUAUCACUGUUUUCAAAUUUACUGUAGCUAUUUGGAUCGGGCAUCGCAAUAUUAAGACAUAUUUUAAGGCCUUCCUAUUGCAGGCCCUUUGUACAA